Symbiodinium sp. CCMP2592 is the source of this 3414-nucleotide messenger RNA. Lineage: Eukaryota; Dinophyceae; Suessiales; Symbiodiniaceae. The record is from the annotation of a GenBank genome assembly.
AUGCUGAGGUUCAUCGAUGUCGCCGUCCAUAUCAGGCUCUUGCCGCUCCAGGUGAUGGGCAAGCAAGCCACUAACACUGCAUAUAAAGCCAGGUCGGUGCUGAGGAUGUUGAGUUUGGAGGCAGAUGAUGUGCAGACGGCACGUUUGGCAGUCCGGUCGUUGCUAUCAGACAUGGGUGUUGAAAGCGGUCUGUGGUCAUUGCCAGACCUAGAUGCACCAGGUAGCCUUGAAGAGAGGGGCAGGUGCUUCCCGUUUUCGAUUCCACUGGCAGACUUCUUCGACCACCUCCUGCACCACGUCAUGGAGGAGGUCGAGGGUGGCUUCAGCACAGCUGCCAAGGAGCUCUGGGACAGCUUUGACGCACAGCUGAGUGCACUAUCGAAAGAAGUCUACAUCAAGAAGAACAUUUGGGACAACGCUGCCAUCCCGCACGAAUCGAAGGCAGGUUUGGCAUCGAUGUUUUCUUCUGUUUGCCCGACCUAUUGCAAAACACGUUGGCAUUAUGGUUUCGAUGUGAUGCACUGGUUCUCCAAGAGAGAAGCCCUCAUCCAGCAUUUGGAGCCCGAGUCAGGACAAUCGCGAGGGGACGACUUGUCCCAAGCAGAGGGUGAAGGCCUACGCAAGUUGGCUGCAGAUCAGCUUGAAAGAUCUAUCUUCUGGGCUAUGUUCUGGGCAGUGUAUUGUCUGGAGCAGUGGGGGUUCAAAGUCCACAUGUGGCUCAAAGCUUGUCCUUGUCCACAACACCAGGGUGAAUCGGAACGGCGGCGAAAGCGGAAAGAUCGGCAAUCAGACCCCCACCCCAAGGAAGGCUGCAAGCACAAAGGGCGCAGACUGAUUGAAUUGGCUGAUGGGCAAGCUCAGCAUUUCCAGAAUGAGUUGAAAUCGUUGCGACUAGAAGGCUUUCAGCCCGCCGCUGCGGCUUUGGCACGAUUGCGAUCCAUUGAUGAAGCUAGCCUGGCAGUGGCAGAUGAUAUCUCGAAGGCAUUCGUAGUGGCCCAGCGCAAGGUCUUGCUGCGUUUUGAGCAGGGCUCUGCCUACUACACCAAGUUUCCUUGGUGUGUGGUGAAGCUGUUGCGGUACAUCUUGGUGCCUCCAGGGCAGGAGAGGGUGGCGGCUGAACGCAACAGCAGGCAGCUUGCUGCGGACUGGUGCCGCCAGCGUGAUGCAGGCCACCUCCAGGUGAGGGGCACCUUUGCCGAGCAUCUUUUCGAGGGCGAUUUCUUGGUAUCCAUGCGCAACUGGGGCGGCGGCGGAGAAGGCACUGUCAUGGACAACAACUUGUUCGCUGAGCUUGUUGGAUAUGGUGUGAGUCUCGUGUCCAUGCAGCGCCUGGAGGCUCGGCAUCACUUGGUGAAUAUCAAGAUGGGCUCCAGCCGUGCCAGCGGGGCAACCACAGCCUCGGCGGCGCUGAGGCGCAGGCAGAACCCCGAUUGUCGGCAAAAAUCGUUCAGGGCCGAAUUCGAGGACUACCUGCAGCGGUUUGAUGAGCUUGUGCCAGAGGAUUGGAGCUCGAUGGCUGAGCUGCACCGAUUGGUCAGCGGCCACCACAUCGCUGUGAUGUUCCGGGAUGUUGCGACUGAGGAUGCAAUGAUCCAGCAGCUAAGUUCAUCAAACAGGGUUCAAACCCCUGCUCAUUUGUUGGAGCUUUUCAACCAUAUCAAGGUUGUACUUCGGGAGGGUGCGUUUUACGCAGUGCCAGUGUCCACGGGGGCUAGUGGAGCGACAACCUACGACGUCAUGCAGCUCCUCAGCUUUAAGCCAUCUGCCAAGAAAUACAUGGAGCGGGUGGUGGGCUGGGGCAGCGGAGCAGACAAGUGGCAGGACCAUGUUGCCGUGGCACUGUUGGGCCAACGUGUCGUUGAGCCAGGGCGAGUUACAAUCGACUUGGAACACUCCGAGCAGCAACAGCAGCAGAUCUGUCCGUUUCAGCCAGGUGAGACUUUCGUUUCCCCUACGAGCACUGUGGAGGCAUUCCCUGUUCAGUCGUUGUUCAAGCUCGACUUUGAACACGUGUGUCAGUUUCAGACAGUGAAGCACGCUUGCCGUUUCUCCGAAGAUGCCUUGAUGGAUGCUUUGGACAUCGACUUGGAUGAGCUAGCCGGAGAAGCAGGCAACCCUGUGAACAUCUCGGGCUUCAGGCGUGCUCCCAGCUUGGCCAGCGAGUCCGCAGCUUCUGAAGGGAGCCAGCGUGAGACUUCAUGGGUUUCAAGGCAGGGGCUGGAGAUAGUUCCCGAUAUGGUUUUCUUGCAGCAGGCAAAAGAGCUGGGCCAGCGUGCAGCUACGUCUGGGAAACCCAUUGUUUGCAGCUCUCGCGAGAAGCCGGCAGCAGAUUGGUUGGUCUCACGAAAUCUGGCAUCUUUCACACCUUCGGGUGGAUUGGUGCUUCUAAGCAAUGCCAUGGAGACCACGACAUUCCUUUCGAAUCCAGUCCGCGUUGACAGUGUGUGCAGCACCACCUGGAGCUUGCGCAGGCGGCUCGACCGCCAAGGCUGGCGAACGGGCGCUGCCGCCGAUGCCUGUGUGGAGGAUAAAGUCUUCAACGGGAAGAACUCUAUCCGAGAGUAUCUGGCUCUACUUUUGGAUAGACCGGACGACAUCCUCCGUUAUCAGGACAAGGGUGCCUUUUCGCAUGCAGUGCUGUCUGGGGGGUACUACGACUGCGUCAGAGCAGCUUUCGAAAACCACGCUUCCACUGUUGUCGACGUCCCCAAGAACAUGACCUCUGCUGGUUACGGUGCGCUUUGCUCGUUUCUGCUCGAGGAAACCGAUGCGGACCCUCGCAAGCAAAAGGACAACCUCGAUUGGUUCCGCUCUGCUGCCGCGAAAGUGAAGAGCUCCCGCAAUCCUAGCACCCGCAAGCCUAAAGCCCAAGUAAAGGUGCGACGCAGGAAUCCGAGAGCAGUGCGGGAGUCCGCUCUUGCAGAUGAGCCUGCGGUUGAAGUGUCCAGUGACAGCGAUGCAGACAUGCCUGUGGCACCGGCGCUUGAUAUCGAGCCCUCUGCGGCCUCCGAGGUUGAAGCUGCUAGUGCAAGCGCGAUGCCCUCUGCGGCCUCCGAGGUUGAAGCUGCUAGUGCAAGUGCGGGUGCCCCUGCUGCAGCUCCGCCCAGCUCGUUGUCUGUGCGUCGCCACCUUGAUCGGCCGGCGCCGGAGCCGCUCCCAAUGCCAAUUGAGCCCCGUGUGAAGAAUGAUGGACACCGAGCAGUGACGGCUACUUUGCUGCCGUACUUGCGACAGGUGAUGCUCGAAGAUGCUUACUGCACCCUGAACUCACGUGCGCAGAUCCAUGAAGCCCUGACACGAGCAGACUUUGCAGGCCUCAGAUGCUGGGGGGCCAACCAACUUUACAGCCGUAAGAGGACUGUCGAAGACCUGAUUCUGCAGCAUUAUGUGGAUGCUGUCAGGAUAACUCUCUGA